Molecule: messenger RNA, 990 nt
Organism: Dichomitus squalens LYAD-421 SS1
Lineage: Eukaryota; Fungi; Basidiomycota; Agaricomycetes; Polyporales; Polyporaceae
Exons: 5
Coding region: 1-990 (329 amino acids)
Source: RefSeq, a predicted model, not a curated record
AUGACGCACCGUAAUCCUGGCCGCAGUGUUGCAGUGGAGAACAAUGAAUGGGAUGACACACCGUAUGCGCCAGACCCGUCAGCAGUCAAGGACAACUCCGAUCCUCUGGCCCUGUUGAGAAUGAAAAGCAGACAGUUAGAUCUUGUGCAGCGGCAGGCGCAGCGAGUCAUUUUGCACGUCGUCAGCCAGCAAUUCCGCCUAGUUACGGGCGUCAGCAAGCACGACAAAUGGCCGAAGUGGGGGGAAACGAUGCCGGGGAUGGCGGUCAACUUUGAGGCCCGAGUCGAUGAAUCUGUGAAUCCGGACCUGCUCGUGCGGGUGGCUGAGGUCUCUAUGCAACAGUUAAAGACUCAUCCGGUGAAAAGACUAACCUUUUCUGGUAACAAAUCCUUCCCGCACUCACCAGAACCACUCUGCCAUCCACGCGACGUGGAUGAACGCGCCAAACGUCAAAUUGACGUAUCAACUACUGCGCGAAUUGUAGUGCCGACGUACCUGGAAACCCACGGCAUCGAUCCGGGACCCCUAAUCAUGGCAGACUUCAUGUCCGAUGAAGCUAGUGGGCCCGAGGACGAUGAAAAUGAAGAAGCUGUUAUAGAAUGGCGGCGUCAGAUGGCUGAAAAGGCUGGGAUAACGGGCAAAACUGACGCACAGCUUGCCAGAAUGAGUGUAUUCGAGGUGAUCAAGCCGAACUGGAGAUCAGAUGAGUUAACAAAGAUCUACCGGGAACUAUGGGAGCUUUACAACAGCUCCCUGCCUUUGAAGUCACUCCGCAUGACGGUUGAACGUGUCCGUGACACUGGUCGUUCUAGCGACAAGAUCCCCAAUUACGCGCCAUACAACUUCGGAGUCAACAUACAUUGGUAUGAGAAGAUGCAAGAGACUCACAGCAGAUAUCUUGUCGACUGGCUGCAGCAUUCAGAUCCUGCCGGUUUUGGAGAGAACGCGGCUCCGACGGAAGAGAGCACUGCUGACGUUGUAGAGACGUGA